GCAAACGCGUGGGCGGCUCAUCAGUCAGGCAGCUCAACUCGGGCUUGAACUUGAAAGAAACGUGACUUCUUGGCGCUUGGGGGACAGCAGUCGGUGGCAGCUCCCGGCGGUGCCCUUUUGCGGCCACAAAUUGGCACUCGGCCAGUUCGGUAGAGCGGAGAGUAACAGAGCUGCCCACUAUUCCUAGGGCUCCAGUCCCAUCUUUAUACCACUCAACUUGAAGUACCUUGCCUUGCCUAGGUUCUCCUGCUGUGGCUACUGCUUCUAGAGUGUUGCGACCAAUUCCUGGUUUGUUUUGCUUCAAGUUCUCUCUCCUCUCACAUCAACUAAACCUCGUCCCAACCUUCCCUCCUCUUCCCCGACCUUGGUCAGGUCCGGAACUCAUACCUGUCAGCAACCAUGGCCCCGAUUACCGAGGAGAAGAUCGAUGAUCUCAAGGACCUUGUCCAUAAGCUCGAGAGCCGAGUGCACGAACUCGAACGCAGACUGGAGGGCGGCGGGAAGAAACCCUCGGUGGUAGAGUCCAUGCGCAUGAUCCUCAUCGGACCCCCAGGCGCAGGCAAGGGAACUCAAGCUCCUCGGAUCAAGGAACGGUACUGUGUCUGCCAUUUGGCUACUGGCGACAUGCUCCGCGCCCAGGUUGCGAAGAAGACUCCCCUCGGACGAGAAGCCAAGAAGAUCAUGGAUCAAGGUGGACUGGUCAGUGACGAUAUCAUGAUCAACAUGAUCAAGAAUGAGCUCGACACGAACAAAGAGUGCGAGAAUGGCUUCAUCCUCGAUGGCUUCCCCCGAACGGUCGCUCAAGCCGAAGGCCUCGAUGUCAUGCUCGAUCGUGAAAACAAGCCCCUCAAACACGCCAUUGAACUCCAAAUUGAUGAUGGCCUCCUUGUCUCUCGGAUCACUGGUCGAUUGAUCCAUCCUGCCUCGGGCCGAACGUACCACAAAGUUUUCAACCCUCCCAAGGAGCCCAUGAAGGACGAUGUCACUGGCGAGCCAUUGAUCCAAAGAACCGAUGACAAUGCUGAGACUCUUAAGAAGAGAUUGGCCACUUACCACCAACAGACGGCUCCUGUUGUCGGUUACUACAAGGCCAAGGGUAUCUGGGCUGGAAUUGAUGCCAGCCAGGACCCCGAGCAUGUGUGGAAGAGCAUCCUGGGCGUUUUCGGCGACUCGAAGCCCUCCACAUCCAGCAACAUCUUGAGCAAGAUUGGAUUGCGGUAAAUGAGACGAUGUUGCAGACUUCUGGGAGGGAGCUGCCGAAAAGUGAUUGUUAUUGCACAUUUCCCGCCAUACCAUGACGCCGAAAUCGCUACUGGGAUGAAACUACGGACAGACUCAACGUUCUCGAGUUAUGUUAGCGAAUCUGUACAAGACCACGAAUUUGGGGACCAGGUUUCUUUCUUGGUCAGGUGAACGAAAAUGCGCAACACGUCCUGUACUUGAGUACAUAAGAUAACUUGCGCCUAUCGCGAGAGAAAAACAAUGGAAUCAUAAUCAAGAAGACCGAUCGUCGAAUGGGCUGAGAUUUGUUCUCCCGUGAGUAGAGCUUUGCACUACGUAGUUCUCGUAUCCAGUUUAUUCUUACACAACAG
Molecule: messenger RNA, 1592 nt
Organism: Exophiala dermatitidis NIH/UT8656
Lineage: Eukaryota; Fungi; Ascomycota; Eurotiomycetes; Chaetothyriales; Herpotrichiellaceae
Product: adenylate kinase 1
Exons: 4
Coding region: 400-1221 (273 amino acids)
Biological process (GO): ADP biosynthetic process
Cellular component (GO): cytoplasm; mitochondrion
Molecular function (GO): ATP binding; AMP kinase activity
Source: RefSeq, a predicted model, not a curated record